Messenger RNA from Verticillium dahliae VdLs.17, 924 nucleotides. RefSeq lists its product as uncharacterized. Lineage: Eukaryota; Fungi; Ascomycota; Sordariomycetes; Glomerellales; Plectosphaerellaceae. The transcript is spliced from 3 exons. The record is from RefSeq and is a predicted model, not a curated record. The coding region runs from base 1 to 924 and encodes 307 amino acids.
AUGAGUGUUGCUCAUUACGCAGCUUUCAACCGUCAUAGAAGCGAGAGGUUCCGACUGCAAUCGUACAGAUAUCACAGUCGCACCAAUAAGAUGUUGCAGGAAGCAAUGCAAAUAGAAGGCUUUGCGACGGAUGACAAGAUCGUUACAACCAUCUUACUCAUGUGCAUGCUCAAGGACAUCAGCGGCGAAGGAUCUGGCAACUCCCAGGAUCAUGCACCCGGGCUCUUCUACCUCUUGGAACAAAGGGGGACGGACCAGAUCAUCUCCAAAAUAGGUGCUCAGUUGUUCCUCCUGGCUCAUCUGAGACUGCAAACCUACUCAUUUCUGAACGAGGACGACAGAUACAGCGACCCUGGAGCAAUAAAAUCAUUGCUAGGCAUGUUUGACCCUCUCAUCCGGGCAAUGUCUAUGAUGUCCAGAGUAUUGUCGCUCAGGAACACUCUGACGCGCAUACGAAUGUCUUUCGAGGCACUGGAGGAUUUCGCCCGUUGGGAUGCCGAAGCCGGUGCGUACUGGGAACAAAGCUUUGUCGGUCGUACCGUUCCGACCAUGCUAGGCCAAGUUGCAUCUGGCAUGACAUCCUACGAUGCUGAUAUGGCUUGUAUCAUCAUCUUGAUCCGAUCUCCGCGCCUGAUACUCCUACUAACCAUGCUUCUGUGUUACGGUAAAACGCAAACCGGCCCUGUUGCAUGCCGCAGUACGCAAGAAGACAGCGCUGCUUGGGAAGCAUGCGUCUCAUUCUUGGAGGAUGAUGUUCGGAAGACCAUCGACGACAUCCUCCACAGCGUACCGUAUAUACUAGGGGAUCUUUCUUCAGAUGGACAGCCGGCUUCAAUGCCGCAUGACGGAGCUAGUGCCUUCAUUAUUGUUCAAUCCAUAAGACUCGUCGCCUACUGCGCGUACAGCACGCCAGAUCAGCUUUAG